CUGACAGGAGCUGUUUCCUGUUUGUGUCACAUGUAAAGAGAGCCGGUUCAGUCAGGAAGGAAAACAUUUAUAGAGGGCAACAGUGUCUAUUUCAUCGAGGUAUCAAAAUGGCAUUGCUGUGAAGUUGGUAUGUUUGGCCGAGCAACACAUUUUCGUUUGGAGAAGGUCUGCCCUUUGGCAGACUGUUGCCUUGCUCAGCUCAUCUGCCACACGGAGAGGCUAACAGGGAAGCAGCAUGUCCAGUGGGAAUGAGUCCUGUCUGUUUGAGAACGGAUCCGUCAGCUUCCUCUCCUGCUUGGUUCAUGUGUGGGAGGCUGGGCUCGUGCAGCUCGAAGACUACCUCAGUUUCUUUGAGUAUCUGCUCUGGGUUUUCACACCUCUAGCCAUAGUCUUCAUCCUGCCUUUUCUCAUAGUCAUCCUCCUCUAUCUGUCCAUACUCUUUCUCCAUGUGUACAAACGUAAGAACCAGUUGAGGGAAGCUUAUUCCAAUAACCUGUGGGAUGGUGCGAGGAAAACUCUGGCAACCCUAUGGGAUGGACAUGGAGCUAUUUGGCACGGUUAUGAAAUCCAUGGUUUAGAAAAGAUUCCAGACGAAGGACCUGCUCUUAUAGUCUACUAUCAUGGAGCUAUUCCUAUAGACUACUAUUAUUUCUUGGCAAGUGUUAUCAUUCAAAAGGGAAGAACUUGUCAUUCGGUGGCUGAUCAUAUUCUGUUCAAGGUCCCAGGGUUUAAGCUCCUCUUGGAGGUGUUUAGUGUGAUCCACGGGCCGCAGGAGGAGUGUGUGAAGGCCCUGCAGAACGGCCACCUCCUGGGCAUCUCUCCUGGAGGAGUUCGGGAGGCCCUGUUCAGUGACGAGACAUACCCUCUACUCUGGGGCAAACGCAAAGGAUUUGCACAAGUGGCCAUUGACUCUAAAGUGCCAGUUAUACCCAUGUUUACUCGAAACCUGAGGGAGGGAUUUCGCUCACUUGGAACAUUAAGAUUUUACCGCUGGGUGUAUGAGAGGUUUCGCCUACCGAUAGCACCCAUUUAUGGAGGAUUUCCAGUCAAAUUUCGCACAUACUUGGGUGACCCCAUUCCAUACGACCCCAAACUCAACGCGGCUGAGUUGGCUGAAAAGGUGCAACAAGCAGUUCAAGCACUUAUCGACAAACACCAGAAGAUACCUGGAAACAUCCUCCGAGCUCUUCUAGAGCGAUUCCAAAGGGAACACAAAGAAGAUUAGACCACUUGCCUUCUCUCAGAUUGAAAAAAUAAAUAUGCUUCAAGCUUAAUUCAUCUGAAUACUAGAGAUUUUAUAAUAUUGUUUACAUUAUAAGAUUAGCAACUACGUUACUGACACUAUUGGGACUAUUAGCAUGCACUGCA
This is a messenger RNA of Carassius auratus (goldfish), 1368 nucleotides long. Its product is annotated as transmembrane protein 68-like. Bases 236 to 1225 code for a protein of 329 amino acids. Gene Ontology annotation, molecular function: acyltransferase activity. Gene Ontology annotation, cellular component: membrane. Lineage: Eukaryota; Metazoa; Chordata; Actinopteri; Cypriniformes; Cyprinidae. The record is from RefSeq and is a predicted model, not a curated record. The transcript has 8 exons.